Esox lucius (northern pike) is the source of this 2780-nucleotide messenger RNA. RefSeq names its product extracellular calcium-sensing receptor-like. NCBI's taxonomy places the organism in Eukaryota, Metazoa, Chordata, Actinopteri, Esociformes, Esocidae. The record is from RefSeq and is a predicted model, not a curated record. Gene Ontology annotation, molecular function: G protein-coupled receptor activity. The coding region runs from base 198 to 2780 and encodes 860 amino acids. Gene Ontology annotation, biological process: G protein-coupled receptor signaling pathway. Gene Ontology annotation, cellular component: membrane. The transcript is spliced from 6 exons.
CAUGGGACCACGCUACAGCUACAGUUGCUUAACAUCUGAUAGGCCAACUGUUAUGUUAAUCACUCUGUGAAUGAUGUCAUUUGUGCGUGUUGACAAAGGGUGCUCCUAAAGCAUCAUACCUGUAAUUAAUGGCAACAUAAAAACAAAACCAGAUAGAGCAGUGAUCACUCUAAGAAGUGAGACAUUCUGAGACAGCUAUGCUGCUGCUACCUGACCUCCUGGUGCUCACUCUGCUGACAGUCACAGUCCAAGCUGGGGGGAUGGCAUGCAGAGCUUACGGGACAGAAGAACUGUCACAGUUCUCAAAGGAGGGUGACAUCAGCAUAGGGGGGAUUUUCUCUUUUCACCAAAAGCCCAUCAGUGUGAAUCCAACUCUGCUGGUCAAUCCAGGAAGAAUCCAGUGUGAGGGGCUGGACCCAGGCGAGCUCCAGUAUGCUCAGACCAUGAUCUUUGCCAUAGAAGAGAUCAACAACAGUUCUGAGUUGCUGCCGGAGCUUUCUCUGGGCUACAGGAUUUUCGAGUCGUGUCCCAGCAUCCCUUUGUCUGUGCGGGCGUCGCUGGCUCUGAUGAACGGAUAUGAGGAGGGGUCGCAGAGAUGCUCCAAGACAUCCGCAGUGCACGCUGUCAUAGGGGACACCACUUCCACUUCUACCAUAGGCAUCGCACGUACCAUGGGGCCCUUUCACAUACCUGUGAUUAGUCAUUCAGCCACCUGUGCUUGUCUCAGCAACCGAAGGGAAUACCCAUCAUUCUUCAGAACCAUUCCUAGUGACCUUUACCAGAACAGAGCUCUGGCAAAGCUGGUAAAAUAUUUUGGCUGGACCUGGGUGGGAGCCAUCCGAAGCAACAGUGACUAUGGCAACAGUGGAAUGGCCACUUUCCUGGAGGCGGCAGUCAGUGAAGGAGUGUGCGUUGAAUACUCAGUGGCCAUCUACAGGACGAACCCCAGAGAUUGGUUUCUACAGGUGGUGGACAUCAUCAAGCGGUCCACCUCUAAAGUAAUCGUUGCGUUUGCAGACGGCAAUGACCUGGAAAUCCUCCUCAAAGAGCUGUACAGUCAGAACGUGACAGGAAUGCAGUGGGUGGGCAGCGAGGGCUGGGUAACUUACCGCCAUAUUGCCUCUCACCUCAACUACGCUGUGGUCCAGGGGGCGGUGGGAUUCGCUGUGCCCAACGCCGCCAUCCCAGGCCUGGGGAAGUUUGUGGCCAACACACGGCCCUCCACCCGGCCUGGGGACAGGGGACUGGUGGAGCUGUGGGAGACAAUGUUUUGCUGCAGCAUGACUCCCCACUCACACGGCUUGUCAAACCAAGCCUGCACAGGCAGGGAGUCCCUGAGGGAAACCGACUCCCGUUACACAGAUGUGUCAGACGCCAGUCUGCUCAACAACAUCUACAAGGCUGUGUAUGCUGUGGGCCACGCUCUACACCUGCUCACCACCUGCCAGAGUGGGCAGGGACCAUUUGAGAAUAACACAUGUGCAGAUGAGAAUCAGAUAGAGCCAUGGCAGGUAUUGCAUUACCUGACAAAGGUGAAUUUCACCACUAAGAACGGUGAGAGGGUGUUCUUUGAUGAGCAGGGAGACCCACCGGCACGGUACGCACUGGUGAACUGGCAGAUGGAUAAAACGGGGUCCAUUGUGUUUCAGACCAUCGGCCACUACGAUGCGUCCUGGCCAGAGGGCCGGGAAUUUCAAAUGAAUGAGGACGUGAGUGCUGUCUGGGCCGGUUAUCAGACUGAGGUACCCAGGUCUAUCUGCAGUGAGAGCUGUAUGCCAGGAACCCGAAAGGCCUCGGUAAACGGAAAGCCUGUCUGCUGCUUUGACUGCAUCAUCUGUGCAGACGGGGAGUUCAGCAAUGCCACAAAUGCAGUUGCAUGUAGCCCAUGCCCGCGCGAAUACAAGUCAAAUGAAGAGAGGAAUGGCUGUGAUUUGAAAGACAUUGAAUACCUCACUUUCAGGGAUCUCAUGGGUAUCUUAUUGGUAAUAUUCUCUGUGUUUGGUGGGUUCCUGACAAUGACAAUAGCGCUGGUAUUUUUUCAUUACAGACAGACUCCUAUCAUCAGGGCAAACAACUCUGAGUUAAGCUUCCUGCUCCUCUUCUCCUUGACUCUGUGUUUUCUAUGUUCUCUUACUUUCAUUGGUCGGCCCUCUGAGUGGUCCUGUAUGCUGCGUCACACGGCGUUUGGGAUCACAUUUGUCCUCUGUAUUUCUUGUGUUCUGGGGAAAACACUAGUGGUGUUGAUGGCCUUCAGGGCUACACUUCCAGGCAGUAACGUCAUGAAAUGGUUCGGUCCUCCACAACAGAGACUCAGUGUUCUAACUUUCACUCUCAUACAGGUCCUGAUCUGUGUUAUUUGGUUAACAAUCUCUCCUCCAUUCCCCUACAAGAAUAUGUUACACUAUAAGGAAAAGGUCAUCCUGGAGUGUAAUGUGGGAUCAGCGAUUUGUUUCUGGGCUGUGUUGGGAUAUAUAGGACUCCUGGCUGUAUUGUGCUUUGUGCUGGCUUUUCUGGCUCGGAAGCUGCCUGAUAACUUCAAUGAGGCCAAAUUCAUCACUUUCAGCAUGCUGAUCUUCUGUGCAGUCUGGAUUUCCUUCAUCCCAGCUUAUGUCAGCUCUCCUGGGAAGUUAGCAGUAGCUGUGGAGAUCUUUGCUAUUCUGGCUUCUAGCUAUGGUCUGCUUUUCUGUAUCUUUCUCCCGAAAUGCUACAUUAUUUUAUGCAAACCUGAGAAAAAUUCCAAAAAACAAUUAAUGCGUAAAACGAUUGCAAAAUCACUUUGA